AUGGAGAAACUCAACUCGGAGGAUGGUCAACUUUUCAUCAAGAAUCUCGCCAGCUUCGUGCGAACUCAUGAAAAAGCCUUGGCCAACGCUCUGCAGCUGAGACGCCAGUCCGUCCCCUCCAACAACUAUGCAUCCUCUACCUCAUCUACCCUAGCCGCCGCCCUUUCCUUUGGCGCCUUGAAGUUUACCUCGCAAAACGUGAAACCAGCCAAGCUGACCCUUACCCCGCACCACCUCUUCUACCUACUGUCCCAGUUCGAGGACCUCUCCAUUGCGGUGGGCUCUAUGAAUGUUCGCUUAGAGAACAUUCACAAUGACUCAUCCUCCUCGUAUGUGUCAUUCCUGAAUCAGCCACGUCGUACCCGUGGCGAUCGCGAUUCUAUCCACUCCGUAUCCAGCGUUCGUAGUGUCAUGUCUGGUAUGAGCGCCGUCUGGUCUUCCUUUGGACUCGGCUCGAAAGAUUCCGUCACCAAAUCCGAAAAGGCAAAGGCUGCUUUGGAAGCCGACCUUAAGUACCUGUACUCUGCAUUCACUAAGAUCCCCUGUCUGCGCCUCGCCCCGGAUCGUCGAGCUCGUCUCAUCCGCGGCUACGAGGAAUUUCCCCUGGAUACCGCAGUUCCGUUACACGCGUUCAAGAACUUGAGUGCUCUUGAGAUCAUUGAUAUCGACUUUCGCUCCUUUUAUGGUUGGGACAGGCUGUCUGAGCAACUGCGCACGCUCACCUUAAAACGAGCCAACAUCAAUGACCCAGCCGACCUGUUGACCAAGAUCGUUCUGGAUGACGUUGACAAACGUCGACGCCGCUCGUCAAAGUCUCACCCUUCGCCUAUCCCUGGUGGCAGCAUGGCAAGCACUCCCCAGCCAGUUUACAAAUACGAUGAGACCAGUAGUACCAGUAACACACAUAAACCCGUCUCGGCACCAGGAUCCCCCAGCCUUAGCAGCAACCUAGCCACCAGUACCAGCCCCAAAUCUAUUCCCAUGAUCCGAGGAGGGUCCGAAGGCGAACGGGGACAUCGCCGAACAGGCAGCUACUCUCCUACGCGUCCGCAGACUUCGUCGAGACAACAUACUCAAAACCGUCACUCUCGUGGGCAUUCGAUCAACAAGGUAGCGCGGUCUAGCUCGGGCAGCUCAAACUCGAGCGAGGUUUCGCUUCAUGGAAACCGCAGCUCGUCAAACCUCUUGGCUGGGGUAUUGCCUCCAACCAAAUGGCGUUUCCUGCGUCAUCUGGGAUUGGCCGACAAUUCUUUGACGACUUUGCCAUCAGACUGCUUCAUGCCGGUUGCCAACACAUUGCACUCCCUUGACUUGUCGUCCAAUCUGUUUGCCGAAAUCCCCGAUAGCUUGCCGUCUUUGGUGGCGCUGCGAGCAUUGAACCUCUCCAAUUGCAUGAUCAACUCACUGCGGUCGAUUGCGAAGAACCCGCUACCCGCAAUUACUGCCCUCAACCUUCGCGGAAACCGAUUGUCAUCGCUCGCUGGAAUUGAACGACUCCUUUCGCUGGAGCGUCUUGACCUUCGCGACAAUAAUCUUACGGAUCCUACAGAAAUUGCCCGGCUGACAGGUCUCCCUGAGAUACGAGAGAUUUGGGUCUCGGGCAAUCCAUUCACCAAAACCCAUCCCAACUACCGGGUCACCAUAUUCAAUCUCUUCCGUCGUACUCCCGGAUUCACCGAAGACAUCAUAAUUGAUGCAUCGGGUCCAGGAUAUAGCGAACGAAAGCAGUUGGUAGAGCGUGUUGCUGAGCCGGAGUCUGCGCCGGUUGUCCGACCGGUCGACCCCGAGCCAGCAAAGACUGUGAGCAAGGUGCCAGCACCAGCGCGUCCGGAACUAUUGUCCCAAGACAUUUCCUCCGCCGCUGCCGUCGUAGCAGCAACAGAAACAACGGGAGCCACCGGGACGACACACCGGAAAAGAGGCAAUCGUCGACGUAUUGUUGACUUGUCUCGAGAAGAAUCUGUAACGCAAGUUUUCACUUCUCCUUCCUCAUUACAAAACAAACCUUUGCCCCCUGAUCCUCCUGUGCUGGUCGAUCCAUUCACUGCGAGCGGACCGACAAGGCCGAAGGAGAAUGCAACAACAUCACCUGUUGAUGUUGAACCGGUGAAAAAACCAAUCACUCAACCUGUGUCUCAAAAUCAGAAAGUUCUACCAGCUAAGCAGGAUGCUAUAGAUUGGAACGCCAACUUCAGUCUGGGUGGUGAAAGCAAUAUAUUUCGUCCAAGACUAGAAGCCGUCCAUAACAACAGCAAUAGCAACAGCAACAACAACUGGCUCAGCGUGCUUCAUGAGGGGAACUGGCAGACGCAACCCCCUAGACCGCAGGCGAAUUUGUCGGCUGUUCCGCGGACAGGCACAGUAUUUGACGCAUCUAUGAUUCGACCGGAUGCCGUCAGUCGUCCCGAGAGUCACUUGCUGGUUAGUGGUCGGACAGUGGGUUGA
Molecule: messenger RNA, 2445 nt
Organism: Talaromyces marneffei
Lineage: Eukaryota; Fungi; Ascomycota; Eurotiomycetes; Eurotiales; Trichocomaceae
Exons: 2
Coding region: 1-2445 (814 amino acids)
Cellular component (GO): cytoplasm
Molecular function (GO): protein kinase binding
Source: RefSeq, a predicted model, not a curated record